AUGUGUGGAUGCGCCUUAGUAACCGUGACCAAAAUCGUUACUGCUGGCCAUUGUGUCAUGAGAUGGAAAGAAGGCAAGAGAAAUGUGCACGAAGCGAGUAAAGGAACAGUAUAUUUUGGUACGACACGCUUCAUGGGGGAUGACGGUCAAUCGGCGAUACUUAAAUCAGUAAUGUAUCCCAAGGAUAUAAGAAAGAAAGCAUCGGGUGGGAUUAUGCACGAUUAUGCUACUGCCGAACUUAUGACACCCAUACAGAUCACUGACACUGUAAAGCUACUUUCAGUUUACUCCAAGGACAAAACAGAGUUUAAAAACGCUUGGGAUGAGAUGGUGACUUCGAAGGCACCUUGCAUAAUUGCAGGGUGGGGUGCGACAAACUUCAGAAUCGAAAAUGAUACGAUUAUAGCUUCGGCGGGCAGUCCAUACUUGAAAAUGACAAUGGCUCAACCGUGGGAAGAGCAAAAAUGUGAGCGGUAUUUUGGUCCUGGGAGAGAUAAUAUGGUUCCUUUUGGAGAGGUCUGCCUUUUGGGUGUUAAGUUCGGCGACACUGCGCUUCCAGGUGAUUCGGGGAGUCCGUUGAUUUGCGGCGAUUACGUCUGGGGUGUAUGCUCGUCAAUGAUCAUAGAUAGCAGUGGAAGAGAACCGUUUCAGUAUCUUUUACACUGGAAUUAUUUGAACGAUUUUCUAUUCGAGUCGUAUGGUUCGGGUGCAUCACUGUGUUCAGAAAAUUUUAUUCUUCUACUUUUCCUAAUUUUUCUUGGAAUAAAUUUCGGUCAGUUACGCUACAACAAGUAA
Messenger RNA from Cimex lectularius (bed bug), 795 nucleotides. RefSeq names its product kallikrein-6-like. The transcript has a single exon. Gene Ontology annotation, biological process: proteolysis. Bases 1 to 795 code for a protein of 264 amino acids. NCBI's taxonomy places the organism in Eukaryota, Metazoa, Arthropoda, Insecta, Hemiptera, Cimicidae. The record is from RefSeq and is a predicted model, not a curated record. Gene Ontology annotation, molecular function: serine-type endopeptidase activity.